AUGAUAACCAAAGUGGUACAUAGGAAUCUACUCCAGCUGCAAGGGUUUUGCAUGAGACAAACUGAACGGUUGAUUGUGUAUCCCUAUACGGUCAAUGGCAGUGUUGCAUCCUGUCUACAUGAUCGACCUGAUACACAACCUGCACUUUAUUGGUCGACAAGGAAACGAAUAGCACUGGGAUCCGCAAGGGGCCUUGCUUUUUUGCAUGACCAUUGUGACCCAAAGAUCAUUCAUCGUUAUGUGAAAGCCUCAAGUAUCUUGUUCGAUGAGGAGUUUGUAGCUGUUAUCGGAGACUUUGGGUUGGCUAAACUCAUGGACUACAAUGAUACUCAUGUUACAACACACGCCCGUGGUUUUAUUGGACACAUAGCGCUAAAGCAACGGGCCUAUGAUCGUGCUCGCCUUGACAAUCAUAACGAGAUCCUGUUGCUUGAUUUGGUGAAAAGACUAUUGAAGGAUAAGAAUCUGAAGACAUUGGUCGAUACAGAAUUAGAAGGUAACUACAUGGAGGAUGAAGUGGAAAAGUUGAUACAGAUAGCUGUAUUGUGCACACAAGUCAAACCAAUGGAGCGACCCAAGAUAUCGAAAGUUGUGAAAAUGCUUGAAGGUGAUGGGUUAGCGGAGAGGUGGAAGGAGUGGCACAAAGAGGAGAUUUUGCAACACAAAGACAUCUACACUCACAAUCUGAAUAUCGAUUGUGUUAUUGUGGAUUCAAAUUAUAACCUUAGCAAUGAUCAAUUGUCUGGUGCUAGAUGA
Lactuca saligna is the source of this 756-nucleotide messenger RNA. The record is from the annotation of a GenBank genome assembly. NCBI's taxonomy places the organism in Eukaryota, Viridiplantae, Streptophyta, Magnoliopsida, Asterales, Asteraceae.